UCCGAUGGACGCCCCUCCCACGGCUUUGCAACAAGACCCUCUGAGGCUGAUACGACACCGUUUGCCAGGCAACCAUUGCCUAAACGAUCUCCCUCUGUGUCGUUGCUGUUGGCUUGGCAUUCAUUCAGUGUGAUAAGAGUGUAAGAAAAUCCGAAGAGGAGAAGAAAUCAGAAAUGCUUCUUUCCCCAGCGCAGACCACCUUAACGUCAACAAUCCCAUAUUCCAACUUCAGUGUUGUCAUCCCCGCAACCACAACCACCCUACUCCUUCCCAAGUCUCUCUUCCUUGGUUCUCCAUGUCAACCCACAAAUGCCCUCCAUAGAUUUCUGGCUGCCAGAGGAAGAAACCUCAACCUCACCUUCUCUACCGCUACUAUAAAAGCUUCUUUGCUUGAAUCCCCAGUUCUCUGGGCUGGUAGGCUUUGCAUCUUCUAUGCUCUCUUGAAGGCUGGUUUGGCUGGAUCUCAAGCCAACCCUCUUGUCUCAGAUUUGGUGGAAACAAGUGAUGGUGAUGGUGGUGAAACUGGUGAUUUGGGGUUCUCUAAGUGGCUCAAGAGUCUUAAAGGGAAACCAGUUGAUGGAGCAGCUGAUAAAAGGAAAUUAGUGAGUAAAUGGCAUCCUACAACAAAAGGCACUCUCAGAAGGAACUACAGGGUACCAUCUAAAUCUGAAGGAAGGCGUCUUCUCAAAGGCAUUGCAUCCUUAUUGUCAGAUGAUGAUCACUUUGUGGAUGCCACUUCCCACAAGGGUUGUCAAAUUAGAAGGGAGAGCGCUCAUGGAGAAAGUGUGUGUUGCAACAAUGUCCGGGCUCUGUUUGAUGAGCUCCCAACUCCACACCUAGUUGUGGAAAUCACUCCUUUCCCUGCUGGGCCUCUUACAGAAAAGGAUUACACCAAAGCUGAGAAAUUAGAGAGGGUGCUUAGGUCUGGUCCUUCUGUUUGAGUUCUCUUUGAAUUCUCAAAGCUUUGGCUUUGUCUGUAUGUUUGACUUGUACAUAAUAAUAUCAUGAGGCUUCGGGUUCUCAAUUUCUUAGCGAUUA
Molecule: messenger RNA, 1038 nt
Organism: Ziziphus jujuba (common jujube)
Lineage: Eukaryota; Viridiplantae; Streptophyta; Magnoliopsida; Rosales; Rhamnaceae
Exons: 4
Coding region: 174-941 (255 amino acids)
Cellular component (GO): chloroplast envelope
Source: RefSeq, a predicted model, not a curated record